CGCUACUCCGAAGUUUCCUUGAGACCUAGACUCUUAGUAUCCUCAGUUUCGUGAGGGAUUUCAUGUUUCUCUGUCAAAGAAUUUUUAAAUUCAAGAUGAAGUCAUGGUUGGCGAUCCAAUGAUAAGCUGUUGGUUUUGAAAGCUCUUCUUUUCCGGACAGGUUCUUUAAAUCUGUUGAAGAUUUCAUCGCUAUCCCCUUAAAAUAACAGCGCUCACUCGUGUUUACUUUACCCCAUGACUUGGCUUGAUGUUAUAACUGUGGGCACCAAAUACCUUCGAAGAUUACAUAGACUGCCCGUGAUAUUGCUUAAGCAACCCAGACCAUUCUUGCUUCCAAGAUACUCUGUACUGUAUCCUCGUAUCAGUUCAAAUUUCGGACGUCUAAAUAAAUAUAUCGGCAAUCAUUCACAAGUCAAUUCAUUGGUUAGAGCAGUACAUAGAAAGAUUAUAAGUAGUAGUACGCAACAACGACCAAACUCAUUACUAAGAGUAUAUAGAGGUUUUGCUGGAUCUGUUCAAUUGAGGCAUUACGUGUCUAACAGACAUGAUUAUUCUUUUCACCCGAUCAACAAAAUUUGUAAACCAAAGCAUGAAUCUUGGUUUUCAAGUAUCUUUGGCACAAAUAAAUAUCAAUCAUUGCCCAGAUUACGUACAAGUUCCGUGGACUCAAUAAACCCGAAAGAGUUUAUAGCGGCAGGAUGUAAUAGUGCUGUAUGGGCAGCUGAAGUUCGUCAGCAAUAUCCAAAUGACAAUGAAUUUAUUGAUAAAUUGGCUGUGAAAGUACUGUAUAACUAUUACGCGAAUUCAUCUUAUAAUGGACAAGCUAAUUUAGGCGAUGAUUAUAAUUCAUUACAAAAUAUUCCUGACAAUUGGGUAUUACUACAUCGUCAAAUUCAAAGAGAAUGUGAACUUCGUCCUCAAACUAAUCAUCCUAAUAUUGUUCCAUUGGUUGGACAUUUUAUUGAUCGUGCACCUCAAGUCAAUUCAGCAAAUAAUUCACUUGUUCACAAUGAUAAUUAUAAUGAAUUUAAUAAUACUUUAUUUUCUGGUCAAAUUUCACAGUUUAGCCAUAAAACUACUCAAUCAAAAUGUUGGCCAGGUGUAGAAUGCUUUUCAGAAGGCUUCGACAAUCGACCGUAUACAUUCUACAUGUUGAUGCCAAGAUUUGAAGCAACUUUGGAUGAUCUUUUACGAGGGAAUUUAAAAUGUAACUUUGAACAAUCAUCAGCUGAAAUAAAUCACGAAGGUAGUAUUGAAUCUAAGCAAAAUCAGAGUGAUAAUACUAAUCUUGCGCAUAUUAGUCAGUAUCAAAAAACAAAUGUUUCUAAUACUUUCACACCAUCUUUUCAAUUACAUAGUGAUUUACAUUACUUAUUUAAUUCAAGCCUAUCGAAUUCUGCAUACAUUAAACAUGGUGAAAUGUAUAUUCCUGUAGAAGAGAUUGUAGCUAUAAUUGCUCAGUUAUUUGAAGCAGUUGCGGAACUUGAAGCUCAUGGUAUUGCUCAUAGAGAUAUCAAACCAAAUAAUAUACUUAUACGCCGACGUGUUCCAUUUUUUAGUACUAAUCAAACUUCUGAUAUGAAUAAUGCUACACAUAAUGAUUUUGUUCAAUCCCAUCUAAACUGGUUAAAUGACAAAAAAUUACAAAUAAUUAAUUCACGUUUUCAUGUUGCAUUAACUGAUUUCGGUUGUGCUAUUCGAACUGGACAUCAUCAUUAUCAUCAUCGUAUUAAUGGUAAUAAUAAUAAUGAAAAAGAGUAUCUAAAUCAUAGUGGAAAUUUGGCAUUAUUAGCUCCAGAAAUAGCACAAAUCAUUGAUUCACUUAAAGAUAAUUCAAACAAUAUUAUAACUAAUAAAGAUUAUAAACAUUCAGAUUUAUGGGCAAUUUUAAACUAUACUGAAGAUUCUUUGCCUGAACUUCCACAUGAAGCACCAAAAAUAAUGACAUGGAUUUUACAUCAAUGUCUUAAACGUAAUCCAUCCAAAAGACCUAAUGCUGAUGAGAUUGCAGAUAUUUUGCAUACUUGGUGUCUUAUUCGACAUUUUCACACUAGACAAGAAGUUGAUAUUUUUAAAGAUUUUUCUCAAUAUCCAAUAAAUCUUAUGACAGAUAUUGGUUCUUUGACUGCAAAAUUUAAAAACUCGACAAAAUCUCAUAAAAUACAAAGUAAUAAGCUCAUCAAUCGUUUGUGUGAUCUCCUAAAUGUAUGUUGGGCAGGUGAUUGGUUAUCUGGAGCCGCUCGUCCUCCAAAUGGUAUACGCUCUCUGUUUUAUUCACGAGCUACUCCUGGACGUUUGGCGCUUUGUUUAAAUAUUGUACACCAAUUGGAGUGUUUCGAUUUCCAACAUAUGUUGGAUUCCUAA
Schistosoma rodhaini is the source of this 2364-nucleotide messenger RNA. Lineage: Eukaryota; Metazoa; Platyhelminthes; Trematoda; Strigeidida; Schistosomatidae. The record is from the annotation of a GenBank genome assembly.